Molecule: messenger RNA, 1123 nt
Organism: Homalodisca vitripennis (glassy-winged sharpshooter)
Lineage: Eukaryota; Metazoa; Arthropoda; Insecta; Hemiptera; Cicadellidae
Exons: 4
Coding region: 123-899 (258 amino acids)
Source: RefSeq, a predicted model, not a curated record
CUGUUGUCUGGGACAGCUGAAGUAAGUUAUGGUGCUUUAAGAAUUAAGUAUAAUUAUUUAUCAAGUGUUGUUCACCAAAAUAAAGAAGUAGUUCUGUUAAUCGUGAAUACUACGUUCGAAAGAUGGUAGAGCCCAUCAUAAAUCAAGAUAUAUUUAUACAAUACAGGUACAAUCUGUAUAAUAAAUACCUUGGAAGCCGAGUAAGAGUCAACGUCAGAAAUCGCAAAAAGAGGACAAAAACGUUUAUCGGAAAACUGCAAGGAUACGACUUGCACCUGAAUGUGGUGCUGGCGGACGUCUACCGUGUCAUCCUGUACAACACGGAGGAGCAACGUCAGGACGUGGAUGGAUUGAUGGUAAUUCGAGGAGUCAAUGUGCAAUCCAUCAGGCUCGCGUGUCCAGAGCCGCACUUGCUUCCUUGGCCUACCAAGCCCACCAAGCUCACUAAAGCUGCAUCCAAGUCCCCCGCCCGCUCAAAAGAAGAACCACCAAAACCACCAACACCAGCAAGGCCGUUAAAACUGAAACGUGCCUGGCUCACAUCUCCAAGUCCGUCCGGCGAUUUUACACCGAGUAGACAGAGGAAGGAAACAUCCGAGACACCUAGUACUGACAAAGCUGCGAAUGAAGGAGAAAAAGGAGAAGAAAAGAGAAUUCCUGAAGAAGUGAAAAAAGAGACUCCGAAAUCAGAAAAUAUAACAUCUCCAACGGAUGCAGAUGAAAAAGCCUCUGUUCUACAGAGAAACGCAGAGGAAGAGGUCAUUAUAAAACGUGAACCUGAAGAUGAUUCUUUAACGUUUGAAGAAUUUAUUCUGGCCAAUAAUGACAUAGGGGAAGAUUACGUAGUAAAAAGUGAGGUCCAGGAUUCAGAUGAAGGUGAUAUGCCUGAGAACUCGUAAAUGUUAUAGUAUUUCAUGACGUGUGUUUGUUACGGGUUUUUGCAAUUUAUUAAACAAGUACUAAUUACAUUAAAAUAAUAAUUUGUUUGGUUAUUGAUUUGAAAAUGUUUAUUUUUUUUAACUAUUUUGGCAAAUGGUGAUUUUCAAUGUUCGUAGAGAUAACGUUCAUUACUUCGCUAACAAACUCUCUCGACGUGUAUUCAAAUACAUUUAUUUUUCUAGAA